AACAGAUCCUGUAGAAUAUUCUCAUAUUACUGAAAGUAUCUUAGGUAUCAUAAAGAAUCAUUCAAACACAUCAAAAUGUCUUCUUGGAAAAAAGCUGGUUUCUCAUUUAACAAAUAUCUUGCUAUUUCUGCUGAAACUCUUCGUUCAGUUCUUAAGCAAGAUUUGAAAGCUGAAGCUACACGUCGUGGUUUGACUGAAGCCAGAGCUACCAAAUAUUCUGGUGGUUUUCCAGCUGAAACAAAACCAUUAUCACUUUCAAAAUAAUUUGAUA
This is a messenger RNA of Ascoidea rubescens DSM 1968, 271 nucleotides long. It is a transcript of the gene ATP15, whose product is annotated as F1F0 ATP synthase subunit epsilon. NCBI's taxonomy places the organism in Eukaryota, Fungi, Ascomycota, Saccharomycetes, Ascoideales, Ascoideaceae. Gene Ontology annotation, biological process: proton motive force-driven ATP synthesis. The transcript is spliced from 2 exons. Gene Ontology annotation, molecular function: proton-transporting ATP synthase activity, rotational mechanism. The record is from RefSeq and is a predicted model, not a curated record. The coding region runs from base 76 to 264 and encodes 62 amino acids.